CAGAUUUAGGCUCUGGUCCGAAAGGGCGUGGGUUCAAAUCCCACAGCUGUCAUUUUUCAUGUUUUCUUUGUAUUUAAAAACUUGAAAUCAUUUUGGAGGAGCUUAUUGUUUAGGCGACUUUUUGAAAAUUUAAAACAUCGUUUCGGUUAAAACUUUAGACAGAUUUUAGAAUCCGGGUUGUGUUAAAGCAACUAUAAUUGUUGAAAUGUGGUUGAUUUUUUUGUAGGGAGACAUUUGGUGAUGAUAACGUUGGUCUUCUCACCGGGACUCUGCCACUCAGAUUGUUAUCAUGACCGCUGAGAUUCUCUGCGACAUGUUGUAUCAAAGAUGUUUCUCGUUUAGGAGGGUGUAUUCAAUUGGUAGUUUUAGGUGAUUUGCAACAAAAACACAAAUUCACUUUUAUUUAAACAUGAAUUUUAAAAUUUUAUUUAAAAUUCAAUGUUAUUAAAAUUGACAUUUUAUAAAAUAUUCUCAUAUCCAAUGUUAUUAAAAAUAUUUUAAGUGGUUAAAUUUUAAAAUUUUUAAAUGAUCUUAGAGUGUUUGAGUCUGACUUUAACACCGGUUUUUGUGUGGAAAUCUUUAGUGUUUGGAAUGGAUCUUUAAGGAACUGAACUUUUUCAUCCAAACACACAAUUUAUAUGGGUAUUCAAUUUUAAAAUUAUCAAAUAUUCAAAAACUACUACUUACAAACCGGAUUACUCUUUUACAUUUUAUCUAAAAUAUUUAAAUUUAUCUGAGCUAUACGAUAUUUUAUCAAAAAAAAUCUAAACGUAUGAUUUUAAACCGAAAAACCAAAAGUCACAACCAAAGCCAAACCGAAAUAAAACUGAAAUCCAACCGAAUACCAAAUGUCCAUGCCUAAACAUAUUACUGAACAAACAAUCAGGUUAACAAAUUUAACAAACAAAAAUAACUAUAAGCACUGAUCGAAUCCUAGUUAUUUCAUCAAAGCAAUGUUGUUAAUUAUGAUCAAUUUUAAUUUCUUUUUCUUUUUUUUUUAGAAUUUUCUUAAUUUCGUAUAUCUUUAUUUAGUUAAGAUCUUAGAUUGGCAAGGAAUUCACAGCUCCUGGGCACAAUAUAAAGCAAUAAACGCAUGUGUUCAGAUUCAAACGUUAAGAAAAAAUAAAGGAAACCCACUAGAUGGCGAAAUAAUAUAAAAGAAAUAUAUAAUACACUUUAGAAAAUAGUGUUUUCAACCCUGGCGUGAGAGUUUUUAAUUCCGAAAAUUAUUAUAUUAACCACUAAUUGACCACUAUUAAAUGGCACAUGCCAUUGCAAAUAGCUCCGUCAAAAUGUGUCAACCUUUUCUUUUGAAAACGUGAUUUUGUAAAAUAAAAAAAUGGCUCUCGAAGCACAGAAAACUAUAUAAAAAUAGUACGAAACAGAGAAAACGAAAUGACGAUCUUAAAAAAAAAGAGAGCAAUCUUUAGACUUUCUCUAUUAAUAGGUAACCACUUUCGUCGUCUGAGUCUCACCACAAACCAUGAACUCUUCUUGCUUGUUCACUACCUUCAUCUUUGCCGCAGUUAUCUCUCUCGGUUGUUUACGUUCGACCGGAGCUGCCACGUGUCAUCCGGACGACGAGGCGGGUCUUUUAUCUUUCAAAGCGGGCAUAACCGAAGAUCCUCUGGGUAUCCUCAGCAGCUGGAAGAAAGGAACCGACUGCUGCUCAUGGUUCGGUGUCAUCUGCAUCACCGGUGACCGUGUCACCGAACUGAGAAUAUUAGGAUCUAGCGUUCUCGGCGUAGGGUUUCUCUCCGGAACUAUCUCACCGUCGCUGGCCAAACUCGAGCACCUCGAAACGCUCUCCUUCACCAAUCUUCUAAAUAUCACCGGACCUUUCCCCCAGUUCCUUUUCCGACUACCAAAGCUUAGGUACGUUACCAUCAGGGAUAACCGUCUCUCCGGGCCCCUUCCGGUUAAUAUCGGUUCGCUAAGCGAGUUGGUAGAGCUCGAUCUCGAGGGAAACCGGUUAACCGGUCCAAUUCCUAGUUCAAUAUCCAAUUUGACACGGUUAACUUGGCUUAAUCUCGGCGGGAACAGCCUCUCUGGAACCAUACCGGAUGUUUUCAAAUCCAUGAAGGAGCUGGGACUUAUCGAUCUCUCACGUAAUGGAUUAUAUGGGAAACUUCCUCCCUCCAUGGAGUCACUUGCACACACUCUCACAUCCCUCUAUCUGAGCCAGAACAAUCUCUCAGGUACGAUCCCUGAUUAUUUUUCGGAGUUCAAGGCUCUUGCCACGUUCGAUCUCUCCAGGAAUCGGUUUACUGGAGUCGUGCCCAUGAGUUUCGCCAAGCUGAAAAGUCUUUUCCAUCUCAAACUUUCCCACAAUUUUCUUACCGGUCCGCUCCCUGCCUUGAAUCCAGUCAACGGUAUUGCCUCUCUGGAUCUAUCGUACAACAGAUUUCACCUGAAAACGAUUCCGCAAUGGGUGACUUCGUCACCGUCCAUGUAUGACUUGAAGCUGGUUAAAUGUGGUAUCGAGAUGAACAUUGAAGAGUGGGAGCCAGUGAGAACCGGGUUAUUUUAUAUCGUCGAUCUUUCUAAAAACGACAUCUCGGGGAGUCCAGCGAGGUUCCUGAACCGUGCGGAUGUUCUGCAGGAGUUCCGAGCAUCGGGAAACAAGCUUCGGUUCGACUUGGGGAAGCUGAAUUUCACCAAGUCGCUGAGAAUCUUGGAUUUGUCGAGAAAUUUGGUAUAUGGGAAGGUGCCAGCGUCCGUGGCUGGACUGAGGAAACUAAGCUUGAGUCAAAACAAUCUUUGUGGAAGGCUUCCGGUUACUAAGUUUCCAGCCAGCGUGUUCGCCGGCAACGACUGUCUCUGUGGCUCUCCGCUUCCUCCUUGUAAAACUUAGCGGCAAGAAAACUGGUGUGAUUUCUCUUCUUUGGCUUGACCUUUCUCUGCUUUGUUCAUCUCUGUUUUUGCACUUGUGUAACACUGCCAUAGAAGCACACACAACUCCUCUCUCACGUUUGUGUUUGUUCUUAUAGAGAGAGAAGAGAUUAUCUUUGUAUGUCUACAUUUUCUCAAUUCUUUUCUUAUUAAUCUCAAACAUACUAUCUUAUGUAUGCUUAAAGUAGCUUUUUUUUCUAACUACUA
Messenger RNA from Brassica napus (rape), 3099 nucleotides. Its product is annotated as polygalacturonase inhibitor-like. The record is from RefSeq and is a predicted model, not a curated record. The coding region runs from base 1484 to 2854 and encodes 456 amino acids. The transcript has a single exon. NCBI's taxonomy places the organism in Eukaryota, Viridiplantae, Streptophyta, Magnoliopsida, Brassicales, Brassicaceae. Gene Ontology annotation, molecular function: protein binding.